This is a messenger RNA of Salvia miltiorrhiza (redroot sage), 1996 nucleotides long. RefSeq names its product transcription initiation factor TFIID subunit 8-like. The coding region runs from base 629 to 1777 and encodes 382 amino acids. The transcript has a single exon. NCBI's taxonomy places the organism in Eukaryota, Viridiplantae, Streptophyta, Magnoliopsida, Lamiales, Lamiaceae. Gene Ontology annotation, cellular component: transcription factor TFIID complex. Gene Ontology annotation, molecular function: protein heterodimerization activity. The record is from RefSeq and is a predicted model, not a curated record.
GUAAAGUUCCCGUUUUAAAAAAAAAGCAAGUAAAGUUCCGAUAGAUUACCUUUCAGUCCCUUCUCCUGCAGUGACGUUCAAUGCCAAUCUCUAAACUUAAAAACCGUGUUUAUUAGAAGAGCGACAUCAACGAAUUUGCGGUCGGAAUUGGCUGUCCAAACUCCAAUGCCGACUCACCUCCGUAGUCAGACCACACACACAGUGCUUGGCCGUCUAUAAAGCAGCAGCCUCAAAUCGGUUUUCCCCCCACUUCGAUUUUCUCUGUAAUUGGGGGUUUAGGGGUUUUGAUUAGUUGUUACUGUGAUCAGUCAUUCACAAUUUUUUCUCAGUUAAAUAAAUUCAUCCCAUUUAUUUUUCUGCGGGAGCUCAAUUGGAUUUGAUUCUGUUUCUUUCAUGUGGGUCCGGCUUAAACCUAGAAAAUUCCAGGUACGAAUUCAUUACUCUGUGAAUUUUCGUUUUCUUUAGCUUAAUAGGAUCGCGUCGUUUAUUUUGCUGGUGAGUGCCAGAAUCUCGGGUUUACUCUAAUGUUGGUUCGAUGAUUUGAGGUCGGAACUGUGGGUUCUUGGUCUAAAGUCGAUCAAGGUCAUUCAAUUUGAUUACGGUGUGAUAUUAUGAAGUGUUGUCUAAUAUGAGCCAUGGAGAGGGGAAAGAUAAGUUCUUGAGUGAGAAAGAGAAUCCGCAGUCAAUGAGGAAGAAAAAGAAGUUGGGGAAAGAUGAAUUUGCCCAGGCCAUUGCCAGGAAUGUGGUGGCGCAGGUUUGUGAAAGCUUAGGUUUUCAGAGCUUUCAGCAGUCUGCAUUGGAUAAUCUAGCUGAUGUAGCAGUGAGGUAUAUUCGGGAGAUAGGAAAAACUGCGUCGUCUUAUGCGAAUUUAGCUAAUAGGACGCAGUGUAAUGUUUUCGAUGUGAUUCAGGGGUUGGAGCAUUUGGGCUCAGUCCAGGGCUUUUCAGGUGCUUCUGAUGUUAGGCAUUGCCUUGCACGAUCAGGUGUUGUUAAGGAUAUUAUUCGAUAUGUCAGUCAACCAGAUGAAAUCCCAUUUGCAUAUCCAGUUCCUUCUUUUCCGGUUGUAAAAGAAACGGUAUUGGACAUUAGUUUUGCUCAGGCAGAGGAAAACCCCCCUGAAGAACAUAUACCAAGCUGGUUGCCCAAGUUUCCAGAUCCUGCGACUUAUGCAGAGUUAAGUUCUGGAAACGAGAAAGACUCAGAAACAGAGGCGGUUAAGAUUCAGCAGGUGGAACAGCAGCACAGGAGAGCUGAGAGGUCUUUGCUGAAUUUGCAGCAGAAGUUAAUUUGUAAUGGAUCUGAAGCAGGAGUAGUUGUUGAACAAGGGGAUGCUGCAAAGGCACAACGAGCAGCAGAAAACAAUCCAUUUCUUGCUACCCCUCUUCAAUUUUGGGAAAAAGAGGUAUCUUUGCCUACUUUGCCAGCUAGACUUAUUGAUGAGUCUCUGGGGUAUGGGUAUCAUCAAAGUCAUGAAGCUAUGGAAAACCAUGUUUCAAUUAUGGAGCCAUCUUCGCAAGCCAAGGAACCUGCAAGGAGUGGUCCUUGUGAGCCUGAGGACAGGAGAAAGAUUCCUCUAAAUGGGAGGCCCAAUGUACAAUUUAAGUUUGAGAAUGUUAAGAAAUCCUUAAGCAGGGUGGUGAACCCUCAAAACAAGGGCACUGAGAGAACUUCUCCUUGGUUUGGUGACGAUCAUGAUGGAGCAGACGAGAAGAAAGGUAGGGCUGAGAAGAUCCUUUGGGAAAAUACGGAGUAUCCACCAGAAGUGUCUAAUGUGUAAAUUAGAAUGUUUGAUUAGAGACUGUAAAAUUUUUUUGGAGCUAGCAUCCAACGCUUGCUUCAUGGUAGUCAUAGUCGAUGAGCUAGAUCUUCUCUACACAAGCAUUUUAGAGUUCUAAAUGAACACGUUCACUGAGUUGUUGAGGGUUAGUUGUCUGCAUGGGCCCAUGUCAUUGAUAAUUUUUUCAUAACUGAAAUUAAAAUCAUUAGUUUUGAGUUU